Molecule: messenger RNA, 1554 nt
Organism: Clonostachys byssicola
Lineage: Eukaryota; Fungi; Ascomycota; Sordariomycetes; Hypocreales; Bionectriaceae
Source: the annotation of a GenBank genome assembly
AUGUUUUUCGCUCCCCUUCUGGCUCUGGGCCUGAGCAGUGUUGCUCUCGCCCAGAACAACACGGCUAUCCCCAGCGUCCCUGGGCCUGCGGUGACUCCCCCUCCGACAACCCCCAACCCCAGCAAUGGCUUCCCUGCUCGCGUCGGCGACUACCAAUUCUACGGAUGCGUGGGAUCUUCCAAGAACUUCCCCACCUUCGAGAAGAUUGGCACCAACCCGCAGAUGGACCUUGAGCUCUGCGCUGCAAGCUGUGGAUCCCGCUUCUUCGGUGUUGCUGGAACUGACUGCUGGUGUGGCAAGGACAUUGACAGCGUUGGCACUGCCCGCGUUCCCAACAACGUCUGCUCCAUCCCCUGCCCCGGCAACCCACAGCAAUACUGUGGUAGCCUCGUUGGUCUCCAGCGUCGCCAGUUUGUUCCCAACCUUGUCUACCUGACUGUCUACAUCCGUGUUGAGGGCAUGGAGGGUGGCUUUGUCACUACUACCACCACCGCCACUGACACUACCACCACCACCGCCACUGCCACAACCACCGUCAUCAGCGGCACGACCAUCACUGACACCGUCACCACCACUUUCGCGACCACCGUCACUCCUUACCCCCCUCACCCAACCUACGAGCCCUACCCUGGCAGAGUCAUCAUCUGCUACGGUGACUACUGUCUUCCUCAGGGACCCUGCAAGAGCGGUCACUGCGAGCGCGAGCGUAUUGUCUGCAAGGACGAGCACUGCUUCCCCGAGACCUGCAAGGACGACAAGUGGAACAGACUCGUUGAGUGCAAGGGCGACAAGUGCCACUACCCCGAGUGCAAGGGCGAGGAAUGCAAGAAGAAGGUUACCUGCUACGACGGAAAGUGCAUCAAGGAGAAGUGCUUCGGUGACGAGUGCGAGAAGAAGGUCGUCUGCCACGGCGAGGAGUGCCACCACAAGCCUUGCAAGGGUGAGGAGUGCUACCGCAAGGAGGAGUGCCACGGCGAGAAGUGCAAGCCCGUCCCCCACUGCAAGGAGAACUGCCCCGUUCCCAAGCCUCCCGUCUUCCCUCCUCCCUGCAAGGGCGACUGCAAGCCCAGACCUCCUCCUUGCAACGGUCCUCACUGCCCUCCUCCUCACCCUCCUUGCAACGGCGACAAGUGCCCUCCCCCUCCUUGCCACGGUGACAAGUGCCUUAUCCCUCCUCCUCACCACGAGAAGUACCCUUGCCACGGCGACAAGUGCCCUCCUCCUCCCUGCCAUGGCGAGGAGUGCCCCCCUCCUCCUUGCCACGGUGAGAAGUGCCCUCCCCCUCACCACGAGAAGUACCCUUGCCACGGCGACAAGUGCCCUCCUCCUUGCGAGGGUCCUCACUGCCCUCCUCCUCACAAGACCACCCCUCACCACGGCAAGCCCACUCCCGCUCCUCCUUGCUACGGCGAGAAGUGCCCCCCUCCUUGCGAGGGCCCUUACUGCCCCUCCCCCACCGGAGUGGCCCCUCCCGUCAAGACCCCCAUCAUCGCCGGCUCCGAGAAGGUUCUCCCUGCUCUGGGUCUCGGCGCCAUCGCCGGUCUGGCUUUCUUC